AAGUUCCAUGUUUUGUAAUUAAUCGUACUGGUCCGCUCAGAGUUUCUUCAAAGACUAAACUCUUUAUACCUUGGAUGAUACUUGGAUAUGAUAAAUUUCCAACUAAGCCACUUUCGGAACUCGACACAGGAUAUACCGAGCAUACUAACACUACAGACAAUGCAGAUACAUGGAUUCAGCUUCAAAUACCUGUUAAAGGAACAGACUAUUGUUGGAUUGGCACCAACACUCUAUUUUGUGAUGACAAUCCGUCAUAUGAACUUGGAAAAACGAAUAUUUUUGUUACAUAUCAUUUCUGUUCAGCGAUAGAUAAUUAUAAUUCAUUACAAGCAUGUUAUAAACUUAAUCCCGAACAAUCACCCUUAAAAUUCAGAUUUAAUUACACAGCUGUUUUAAAAUCAAAUGACAACCAAAUUAAAAUAACUAAGGACGAAUGGAAGAGUAGGAAAAGAAAUUUCCCACAAAUUCGAAAAAGGAGCAUUUUUACGGGUGAAAAAUGGAAUUUGUCUAACGAUAACAAAUUGGUAUUUGCAAGUAUUCUUUACCCAAACACCAUUACGAUUGAAAAACGUUACUCCUUACUUUUAAAUAUUAAUCCAAGAUAUCCUAUAAUUAAGUCAUUGGUAGAUAUAACUGAAAAUCCAAAGU
Molecule: messenger RNA, 648 nt
Organism: Racocetra persica
Lineage: Eukaryota; Fungi; Glomeromycota; Glomeromycetes; Diversisporales; Gigasporaceae
Source: the annotation of a GenBank genome assembly